Molecule: messenger RNA, 1121 nt
Organism: Lindgomyces ingoldianus
Lineage: Eukaryota; Fungi; Ascomycota; Dothideomycetes; Pleosporales; Lindgomycetaceae
Exons: 4
Coding region: 114-992 (292 amino acids)
Molecular function (GO): protein binding
Source: RefSeq, a predicted model, not a curated record
CCCCCUUCUUAAAUCUUUACUCGCCGGCCCAUAAAUUUUCAAUUACUCUUUUCAUUCACAAACAAACAGCGGCCUCUCUCUCAACUAUCCACACCUACCCACACAUUCCCACAAUGGAUUCACCAAACGUUGAACUACUGUCCGCGCUUGCCACACUUCUUCAAAAUGGCAAAUAUUCAGACCUGACCAUUGUCUGUGGCAUGAAAAGAUACUCAGUGCACCGCGCCCUCGUGUGCUCAAGAUCCGAAUUCUUCGACGGCGCGUGCCGAAAUUCCUUCAAGGAAUCAGAGACAGGCGUUAUCGACCUUACUGAAGACGAUGCAGAGGCUGUUGAGCAUAUGGUCCACUACUUCUACCAUCUGGACUAUCUUAACAAGCCGUUGUCCCGCCGCUCCUCCCAGCGCUCCUCCCGACCGACCUCACCAACGACAUCGCGUCUGCCGACACGGCGGCGGACUAAGAAACUCAACCUCUUGAUGGUGGAAGAUCCACUUCUCGCAACAAUGGCGGCAGCUAGCGCUGCGCGCGAUCCUAUGACACCCCCAGACGAACAGCCGAACCACUACCUCGAGAGCAUCGACUCAGCAAAGUUCCCGGACACCCCAAUGGAGCAAGAAUUUGAGGAGGACCCCUUCGAGACGGCGCAGGCGGAACCAGAGUCGAACGUCGAGAAGCCCUACCUGGUGACCCACGCCAAAGUAUACGCAAUUGCGGAGAAAUAUGGGAUUUCCGGCCUAAAAUCGCUCGCCAGGAAGAAGUUUGCACACCAGAUCGAGCUCCACUUCAGCAGCUCCGAGCUCCCCGAGGCGUGCCAAGAGGCAUACGAGACAACCGUGGAUAGCGACCGAGGACUACGGGAUGUUAUCAUCCAGACCUUCCGUGCUCACCCUGAGCUCUCUCUCCGCAAGGAUGUCGAGCUCGCCGUGCGCGAGACACCCAGUUUAGCCUUUGAAUUAUUCAGGAUGGCUAGCGGCUUGCCAGUUUUCUCAUAGACUUUCUGGAGAAGCUGUUGCACCUUUUAUUUUCGACACCUGCUAUUAUUAUACAACCGAGAGGUUUCACCCAUGUCGUUUCGCGGUCGUUCUAUUUAUGUGCCAUGAUAAAAUAUGGUUCAUGACACU